GGUAAAUGUAACUUUGUUUUUGUUCACAUCGUCGGUUUGGAAGAGUUGCCAGAUUGGCAGAACAUCUAUCUUGGAUGGCCCUGUAUGCUUCUUUCUCGAAUCUAGGUUGUUCUGUCCACGCUUAAACCCUCGAUCCAGGGCGCGGAAAGGGGCAGAUUAAGGUUGUACUGCAAGGGUACGAAGAGGUUGCUCUGUAAACUGUGUGUGUCAGGACAGAAACGGUUUUGAUCAAAAUGCUACCGUUUGUCGGACCCGCAGAACCAACUCAAAGGGCUGGCUUUCGAAAACCGAGGCAAACGCUGAGCCAUCCUUUGGCUUGAACUAUGCGGAAAGACCUGAAUAAUGGAGUGGCGGAGAAAGAAUAAUUGACCUACAUAUUUUUUAGAAUUACAACCAUUCUCAUGUACCUGGCCACUUUCAGGCCUGAAUUCAACCCGAACGACGUUGUACAGUAUAGAAACACCAGACCGAGUGGUUGUUCCAAGAUGCCCAUACAAGAGAUCUAUCUGUGACCCUGAAACGUGCUUACCCAGGGUAUCUUUUUUAUGUUUCCACAUUUGUGCUGGCGGUAACCACUAGGGAGGGACAAAGGUCGAUCAAGGCUAGUUACUUGAAUGGCUGCGAAACCAAGUUUGCUUUUUAGUUUUGCCCCAAGCCCCAUCGCCUCAUCUCGCGAUCUGAUAUGCUUCCGGCUAGGCGAAGGCUACCAGCCACGGACGGAACUUUCAGCUUUGCCUUCCGCGAAAAUUGUUGUUCCCUUUUCGUAUCGAGCCUGACUUGCAUGAACGUGGGUACCAGAUGGCUGUGGGACGCUCCGUCAACUUAUAUACCCCGCUGAAGGGUCCAGCAACAGAGCUUCUUUUUAUGCGUAACUUCAAUAUCCAGCUACCACCUUGCCGGUCAAGACUUCAGGUGUGUCCUGCUCUGUUCGGAUCAAUGUAGAUAAGCACGCGAUCUUAUCCCAGAGAUCAAUUGGAAUCCAGGACUCUCCAAACCUUUGGGUUUCUAGCGUUUUCUGUUUCUUGGAUUCCUCCUGGUGUUUUUGGUGCGCAUCACCAUCCGUGUCAACAAAUGUCUCUCGAAGAAAGCCAAAGCAGAAGGGAUUAUAGCUUGAUCAAGAAGCUUUGGAGUUCGGCCUCUUCUCCUUUUCGAGUACACCGGUUUAUUUUUCGCAAUAAGUCCCCCCAGAGGCCAAUCGCAGGACCGUCUCCAGACCCCAGGGAUAAUAACAUGAGUGAUCCACGCGCACAUUUUGAUCCUGCCGCUAUGGUGGGUCUGUCAGAGGCCUCCCAUCGAGCCGACGAUCCUCAAUUUGACAUAUUUGAAUGGUAUCCGCGUUACCAGAACUGCCAGCGAUAUUUCCUCGAUCAUGCCCAAUAUAGUAUUCCCGUUCAGGCGUUGUCCGCUUUCCUGAAUAUUUAUCUCCCUUUCCAGAGACAACCGAAUCCACUUUUCAGUUCGUCUUCGAACGUUGCUCCUAGAAGCUCACGACCCUCAUCUCCACCGCCCAACCGGCCACAAGUAUCUCCCGCUAUCUCCCUUGUCCCUUAUAUUCGACGCCUGGUAGCAACUGGCAUGGAUUUCCCAGGUGUUCUGCAUGGGUUUUUUGGGGACGAUUGGGUUGCCGGCGUUGGCCACCUCCACGAACAAGAACGGCGCAACUACCUCUUCGCUGCGAAAAGCGGCGGGUGGGCAUCUGUAAAACAAGAUUAUGAUAUGCCACCUUUGGAAACGAUCCCAUUCCUGCGACCUUUACAAGCACCAGCGGACGCCGAGAUUGAGGCUGCGGAGAAGAGCUGGAGCGAGUGGCUCGCGAUGGAGGACUGGAUGGUAGGGCCUCGAGCUCCAGAUAUUUUGCAUGGUUCCUCAACACACUCGCGGGAGAGAAGCGUGGGAAGUGCGAGGUCCCAAUAAUGCUUUUCAUUUGUCAAAUACAUUUUUAUGUUUCCUAUUUCCUCCAUCUAACGCUCUUUGGUUUCUUCCAUGGGCGUUUACUGGCGCUUCACUUUGUUCGUCACACUUUGGAUACCCCUUUUAGAGGAGUUUUAUCCCCCUCCUGUUUGAGAUGUAUAUCAAUGAUGAAGCUAUCCUAAUAUUUGACAUAUUUUUACUACAACAUAUAAAAUGCCAAGAACAUGGAUGGGGAAACACCCACUACGCUUGAGUUAUUCUGUCCAUCACGUUUUCAAGAAAGUUUUUCCAUUCGUCUCAAAUGGCUGGAUGCACUGUUGACCUGGCGCAUUCCGGCAUAUACCCCUAUACAUUAUCCGAGGAAGCCCUCCAUGUUCCCUGCAGAUAACCCAAAAAAUGAAAUGAAGAUAGGGAGGGGAUGAUGUGGAUAUAAAGUGUGCAGCGUAGAGACAGAGAGGGUGUUAGGGGUGGCAAACGCUUGACAUGUAAACCAAAUAUACAGGACAUUUUUAUCUGAUUGAUGCCAUGUGAGGUAGGCUCUAAGAAAAGGUGGUAACUAUGAUGCAUCUUUUCUGAUUAAUUGCUGCGCUGUAACCCAAGUUCCAAGAGUGAUAUGUGCAUAUGAUGUUACUUGUAUGAUUACUAUAUAGUAUUAUGAAAUGUUGGGGGUUGUAUGGUAUAAAUUAUGUGAAGUUUUGUGCAGCAUCGAAGUAAGUACACCUAGGUAGGGUAGGUGGUUUAAGUAUUUUGAAGAUCGAAGUGACUGCGCCGAAGCCCUGGCUGUCGAAUCGUGAGCCAAUUGUCUUCGUCCGUAAUUCAUACCUAAUUCG
Blastomyces gilchristii SLH14081 is the source of this 2741-nucleotide messenger RNA. RefSeq lists its product as uncharacterized. The transcript is spliced from 2 exons. Lineage: Eukaryota; Fungi; Ascomycota; Eurotiomycetes; Onygenales; Ajellomycetaceae. The record is from RefSeq and is a predicted model, not a curated record. The coding region runs from base 1072 to 1914 and encodes 280 amino acids.